Messenger RNA from Oncorhynchus keta (chum salmon), 6254 nucleotides. RefSeq names its product calcium-responsive transactivator-like. The transcript is spliced from 12 exons. The coding region runs from base 2525 to 4024 and encodes 499 amino acids. Gene Ontology annotation, biological process: positive regulation of transcription by RNA polymerase II; positive regulation of dendrite morphogenesis. Gene Ontology annotation, molecular function: transcription coactivator activity. The record is from RefSeq and is a predicted model, not a curated record. Lineage: Eukaryota; Metazoa; Chordata; Actinopteri; Salmoniformes; Salmonidae. Gene Ontology annotation, cellular component: nucleus.
AGGGAGCAUUUUGUUUUAGUCUUAACACCCAGUACCUUGAGCACUGGAGUCUACCAGCACUACCAUAGCCUACCUGAUUCAACCAGACAAUAGUCUGCUGAUUAGUCAAAUCGGGUGUUUAUGCUGGACUAGAACAAAAAUAUGCAAUCCUUGGGGGUCCCUCCAGAAAUGGCUAGAGAAACAAUGAGAAUUCAUGUAAAUUAUGAGAUUGCUGUUUUUUUUUUUUUUUAAAUUUUUUAUGACUGCUCAAAGUGUACAUGGUUUCUCUGUUUCAAUAGCUGUGACAUAUUCCUCGAUUUCCUCUUGGACCAGAAUCUAUUUACAGUGGAAAAUAAAUAAUUAGGGCAACAGUAUUAAGCUGCAGUAUUACACAGGUGAGAUCCUCUGGAUUUGCUGAGAUGUCACGAUUUCAAACAGACCUUCAUUGAUUCAUCCCGCUUCAUAAUGGCUAGCUCAAUGUUCUUUCCCCCUGACUGGACAACCUGCGAACACAGGGUGCAAAGUUUGAUGGAGGAAAAUCUGUGCUUUGUUCCAAUCACUACAUUGUUGCCAUCAAAUGUUCUUAAGUGGUGUAAGCCUCACCUCAAGUAGCCCUCUGAUGGCAAGCUUAAUGGUGUCUGUAUCGGACUCCAUAUCCUCUUUAUAGUUCUUCUCUAGAAACUCCCGAACAAUCUUGGCAGAUCUUCCAAUAGCAUUUGCCUAUGUACGGUUCUUAAGAAAACAAAUAAGAGGUUCAUAAGAUAGUUUGAAGGUGUAAUUCCUCUAUCUUAAGAUUUAAUGAUUUUCUUCCGAACUUCCCAAAUAUCUUCUUACAAAUCUUCCAAAUAUGUUUGUUGCUAGGUGUGUUGUGUUAGGCAAAUGUUUUAGCUAUCUAUCUAGCAAUGGCAAUCAUGUUAUCAUAUUUCUUACUGAGAUUACUGUUCUAAAACAUGUUCUUGGGUUUAAAAUAAUCAAUACUGAAUUUUUCAGAUUAAGUUUGUGAGUGAAUUAAACAUGGUCAAUUGCUUUCAUGAGCUUUUUUUCUCUCACUACCCUGAGUUUAAAACAAGAGUUUAGCUAUCUUGGAAUUAAGAACAUUUCCAAUAACUUUGUUUAUUCUUAUUUUUUUAAAGUAUAAACAUAUGAAAUAGAGCAAGAAAAUGUCAAACAUUUUGGAGGAAUUGCACAUUUGCUUAAGUUAAGUAUAUAGUUAAGGAAAAAAAUGGCAGUUAAGAAAUUUAUUGUUAAGGUUUUAUGAAUUUGGGGCCCUGCGCCUGCGAAAUUCGGCGCGAAAGGACCCGAUUUCGUGUUUUUACGAAUUAGUUGAGCUAUCCAACGUUGCCAUGACAUCGACUACAAGUGUGAUGGGAGAAGGAGAAGCAGUUAUUGGAGAAGCAGUAUUAGCAAAGAUAUAACUAAGCCAAGAUAGUUCAUCUGUGUCGUUCACAGUGGGCGCAAAUUAAGCAUUGUGAACGGAACACGCAAGGAGGGCGGAAAAGCCAAGUACUAGCUGGUGAAAUCCUAUUGGCGCGUUGUAGCAUGUAUUUGCAUAUUUCCGUUAGGGCUCGACACGUCUGUGAAGUGCGCGUGUGUACAAACUAAAUUCAUUCCUUCUUAACAACGCGAUAUUUUACAAUUUAGUGCACGGUGUUCGUAACAGAUUCUAGUUUUGGAAACAGAAAAAGGUAUUGAGAUCAGAUGUCUCAUGGAUGAGAAAAUUAGCAUAAUGUCUGCUCAGUUUCAUCUAGUUCCACUCUCUCUCACUACCCGCGACUGGACUUUCAUUCAAUUCAAGGGGCUUUAUUGGCAUGGGGAACAUGUGUUAACAUUGCCAAAGUAAGUGAGGUAGAUAAUAUACACAAGUGACAUAAACAAUAAAAAUGAACAGUAAACUCACUACCAUAUUUGGUGGUGAGAACGUUCUAAACGGAUGCUUCCUUCAGCUUUAUAGCCAUGUGACGUGUCUGGGUUACCUCUUCUCUCUGUGGUCUUCUUACUGUACUGUCUUUGCCUCUACUACUGGGUUGUCUGGCUAUAUUGUAAACAUUUAUGAAAACAAAAAUGUGCUUUUUGCUCUUAAUUUAAGGUUAUGGUUAUGUUUAAAAUCACAUUUUAAGAAGACAAAUUGUAGAAAUAGGCGGGGUUUAGGAUUUUGUGGCUGUGGUAACUAGGGACGACCCUACUACUGUGAGAAAAAAUCUACUGCAGCCUGCAGCCUAUGUCUGGUUUAUACCAAAAAAUUACUGAGUGAGCGUCUCGAUCAAGGCGAAUCUUUUCAUAGACAUUAUGGAACUCUCCACCUUUGCAACAUGACCAAAUGUAUAGUAAACUAUCAAUUUGCGUCCAGGAGAAUAUUGUUGUUUAUUCGUCAUUUCUUUUCAUUUUGGUGUAAUCCAGGGGUUCACACACCCCUAUGAUUUUCAUAAAAUGGGAAACCUAACUAUGUUAUAGAGGGCAACUAUGUUAUAGAGGGCUGCGCGCUAGAUAUAAGCUACAUAUUACAAUACAAAUAGGCUUUUCAUUUUUUCCAUUUCCUAAUAUCACAAUGUCGGUUGCAUUUUCAUCGGCGCGCCCAUGGAGCAAAGGGGAGGUGACACAACAAACUAUACAAAAGAAUAAAAAGUGUGCCUGUUCACUACACUCUGCUCUCCUGCACCUGACUUCACCUCCAAUACACACUCCUAACAUCUGCUCCUGCAUUCAUUCCAGUCAUCAGCAACAGAGCAUUGGGAUGCUGGAUGAAAAUCACCAUCUGAUACAAUGUAUAAUGGAUUACCAGAACAAAGGAAAAACAGCAGAAUGCACACAGUAUCAGCAGAUUCUUCACAGAAACCUGGUCUAUCUGGCCACGAUAGCAGAUUCUAAUCAGAACAUGCAGUCACUGUUACCUGCGCCUCCUACCCCUAACAUGGGGAGUAUGGGUCCUGGAGGGAUGGGGCAGAACGGGGGCAGUGGGCCCAUACACUCCCAGAGCAACCUCAACGACGCCAUGACACCUGGCCUGCCCCCCUCCUCCAUGAUGCAGAGUCAGAUGAGCAAUGGCCCCAGCCAUGCUCCCAUGCAGCAGCAGCAGCAGCAUGCGGAUCAGACACAGUCGGCUGGGCCCUCCUCCACGUCCCUCAGCCUGCCGGCCAGCACCCACAGCUCAGCCUUGGGCUACAGCCACCCCGUGCCCCCCUCUUCCCAGGGCAGCAUGAUCCAGGGGCCUGGCCCAAGCCCAGGCUACGGUUCUUCCUCUUCUUCCUCCUCCCGCAGCAACCUCAACAUGCAGUCCAACCCAGUCUCCAUGAUGCAGCAGCCUCAUUACCCGUCGUCCCAGACUGGGGCCGGGCAGCAGCACUACCAGGGCCAACAGACUGCUAUGGGCAUGUUGGGGCAGAGCGGACAAGGCAACAGUAUGGUGAGCCAGAGGCCCAUGGGGACUUACCGACCCACACAGCAGGGAUGUGCACUGCAGUACAUGGGACAAGACGAGUUCUACGGAGAGCAGUAUGGACACACUCAGAGCUCCAGUGAGCCCAUAAACCAGCAGUAUUACCCUGAUGGUCAAGCCGAGUACUCCUACCAACAGUCGUCCUACGGCGAACAGGGCUAUGAGAGGCCCUUUGACGAGUCCUCACAGCACUACUACGAAGGAGGCAACUCCCAGUACAGUCAGCAGCAAGCCCAGUACCAGCAUGGCUCAGGUCAGCAGCAGCCCUUCAGCCAACAACAGUACCCCUCACAGCAGGGCUACAGCACACAGCAACAGGGCUAUGGUCCAGGUCAGGGUGCGUCGUCCCAGUACUCCCAGUACCAGCAGGGUCAGGGCCAGCAGUAUAGCUCCUACCGCUCCUCCCAGGCUGCCCCUGGGGCACAGACACAGAGGCCCUACGCUUACGAACAGGUACAGCUACAGCUACCCCUGACCCCACGUUUUGAGGAGGACGGUGCUGUCCAACCAAACAUUGGGGUCAAUAUGGAAACUACCAGCAAUAAGGCACCACCUCCUGGGCAAACUGGUGGACAGGUUAGGCAAGGGAACAGUUCUGUGAAUGCCCCUUAACAGUCAUGUGUAAACCAGUCUGAGUAAAUUAGUUAGAUUAAGCUCUGAAUCCUUUUAGUUUGCUGAGAGACAGAUUACAAUGCUAGAAUAUCAGCUCCAUUGUCUGCUUGUUCACUAUUUUCUAGCUGAGUAGAGGUUAACUGGUUCAGGAGAUCCUGUAUGAGGCACCUCUCAUCUCUGCUUUCUCUCCUCACCCUCUAUAAGAGGCUUUGAAUUAGGGGGGUAUCUGGUAACAAAUCGGGGCAUCCUCAAUAGUAUUAUUAUAUUAACAUGGGCACUAUAUGUGUUUUAAACUCAUGUGAAAUUUUAAACCUGCCUCUAAAUGUCUUCCUUCCUUGGUCUGUGACCUCUAUCAGCCUCUACCUGGCUCCUCAUAUCCUUCCUUUCUGUCUUUGUCUUUCACAGGGUGCACAAUACAAGUGCUAUCCUCUCUUUAAGAAUGUAAUUGGAAAUGUGCCAAUUAGGUUGUUCACAUUUACAUAAGAUUGAUCUAAUACCAUACAAUCAGCAUCUAUUAUUCAGUGUAGAGAAUAACUUAAGAGUUGACUCUUGAUAAGUGUACUUUGAUUAAAGUGAAAAUGGGGCUUGUCGGUGGUGUUCAACCUGUCUUCAGGUUGUGUUUUUUAAAAUCUGUGAAGUUGUGUAGGUCAGUCAGUGUGUGGUGUGACCGACUGUUUUGUGUUAACACUCUCUUUGUGUAAGAAGAACCAAUGUUUUAGUAAGGUAAUAGACACAAUAGCUGGUGAAUUGACAAGUGUGCAUCAACUACUCUACAUUGCCAAAAGUAUGUGGACAUCUGCUCAUCGAACAGACUGCCAGAUGGUGAAGCGUGAUUCAUCACUCCAGAGAACAUGUUUCCACUGCUCCAGAGUCCAAUGGCGGUGAGCUUUAUACCACUCCAGCCGACGCUUUGCAUUGCACAUGUUGAUCUUAGGCUUGUGUGCGGCUGCUCGACCAUGGAAACCAAUUUCAUGAAGCUCCCGAUGAACAGUUAUUGUGCUGACGUUGCUUCCAGAGGCAGUUUGGAACUCAGUAGUGAGUGUUGCAACUUCAGCUUCUGUCAGUCCCGUUCUGUGAGCUUAUGUGGCCUACUACUCGCGGCUGAGCCGUUGUUACUCCGAGACGUUUCCACUUCACAAUAACAGCACUUACAGUUCACCGGGGCAGCUCUAGCAGGGCCGAAAUUUCACAAACUGACUUGCUAGAAAGGGGGCAUCCUAUGACGGUGCCAUGUUGAAAGUCACUGAGCUCUUCAUUAAGGCCAUUCUACUGCCAAUGUUUGUGUAUGGAGAUUGUAUGGCUGUGUACUCGACUUUAUACACCUGUCAGCAACGGGUGUGGCUAAAAUAGCCGAAUCCACUAAUUUGAUGGGGUCCACAUACUUUUGUAUAUAUAGUGUAUCAACACCAUCAUAAUCUCAUCACAUAAUACAGUAUGGAAAAUACAUGUCCAUGAUCAACCCCUUUUGUUCAUUCUUAAAUUUGGUCUGAUUGCCUUUCUAUUUUUUAACUAAGUGUUUUUUUAAAUAAGCUAAAUCAUUUAACUUUCAUAUGGUAUAUUGGAACUUUUUCCAUCCUAUAUUUAUUUAUCAAUUAAUUUUAUUUAAUUAUCAGAUGUUUCAGUAUUUAUUAUUCUGUUUUAUUCUCUGUAAUGCACAUUUAUUUAUCAUAAUGUCAUUCAAGUUGUUUCUAAGAAAUAAUUUCCAAACAGAAGAAUGUGUUUGGCAAUCGGUACAACACCUUUUCAAUAGGAGCAAUACAGUCAGUCAUUGGAGCAGAGUGAUAUUAUCAGUAGGCUUGUAAUUAGAUGUUCUGUGUGCUACCACACAUUUUUGAGUCUAUAGCCUAUUAGAGUACAAAAAUGAAAGUCUUAUUAGCCUUGUGUCUUGUUGAAUACAUAACCCAAAGUAUUAUUGUUGGCAAUUGGGUUUGGAUUUUGCUUCAACUGUCUUAGCCCAUAUGAAUGGAUUUUUCAUUUUUUUAAAUUAUGUUUUUACGAAAUGUAUGUAGUCAUAGCCUAUGUCUGUGAGUGCAUAUGACAUACUGGCAUAUUUGGUUUCCAGCAACUAAAAAGUUUGCCAUUUGUCUUGCUCAAUAGACUAUAUUUGACGUGAUCAUAGAUCAAGUUCGGAGGUAAGGCCUUAGUGUUAUAGAAGACAAUUGUCAAAUCAGUUUGUCACACAAACACAUUGCCUUAUUAUUUAUUGACAAAGUACAAUAAAGAUAUUUUG